CUAAUUCGUCACGACCCCAGACUCCAUUCGCUAGCGGCAGAGUCAGCCACUCCCGCGACCCACCCAUCCACCAGCGUGCAGACCGUCGCGCCCUUUGCAGGAACGCGCCAAAGCUGUCAUGAGGCUCUCCGCAGCCUUAUAUCCACUGCAACCUGCGUCGAUCCGUUACCUCCUUUUGUUUCCGGCCUGACCAGAAGUGCGCGAUUUGUGCAAGGCUGCAUACCUUAGGUCCCAAACCUCCAUCAAGUACACAGCAAGCGCGCCGACAUGUUGCAACCACCGGAGCCGGUCUCGCGGCCGCUCAGUAUAAGGACGACGGGCACCAGUGCCACGGUGCAGGACAAAACUGGAGAAACCUGGAAGAUGAACGUUACCAAGGACAACUGCUGGGAGGACUUGAUACUCACGCUAGAUGGAGGUGGCAUCCGUGGCUACUCAAGCCUCCUGAUUAUUCAACGCCUCAUGCACGAGAUUGCAAUAUGCGAACGCCGAUUACAAACACAAGAAGGCCCUGUAGAGGGCAGCGAACGACGCGAAUUCAAUGAAGACGAACUAUUGCCAUGUCAUUACUUUGACUUCAUGUACGGAACGAGUACGGGCGGACUCAUCUCCGUCAUGCUGGCUAGGUUGCGUAUGAGCGUACCACAAUGCCUCGAACUAUACCGUAAAGUAGGACACGAGCUGUUUGGACACAGGAGGAGUGUGCUGCCUCUGGCUACCAAAUACCACCACAAGCCAUUAGAGAAAGCCGUGCAAGAUAUCGUCAGGCAAUACUGCAAGGAGCACAACCACUGUAUAGGAGAUGACUGGCACCCAUGGGUUCUAGAGGAAGAGAGCACUCCAGUGCAAGCGACGGUCAACGAACCAGGUAUGGGCUCAUUACAAAGCUCAACUACCUGGUCAAGUGGUGGUGAGCCGUCAAUCAGAGGCAGGCCAACAGAGCGGAUAUGUCAAUCUAUCUGUCUGACUGCCACCCACUCUGGCCAAAUCGACGAAGCACACCUUCUCCGCUCAUACAACCACCAAUACGAUCCCGAUAUCGCUCCACCCUGGGUUACAAACUACAAUGCCGGUGCCGACAAAUUGAAGAUAUGGCAGGUGACACGAGCUACGUCUGCAGCUCCUUUCUACUUUGAGAUGCUCACCGCCGAGAUCGGCAGCGGGAGAAACAGAAAGCGAGUGAGCUUCAAAGAUGGAGGAAUUCGCGAAAACAACCCCUCGUAUGCUGCUUAUAGUGAGCACGCUUCGCUGAACGGUGACGAUAAAGAGCCAGGUUUGUUACUUUCUAUCGGGACAGGACGCCCGGAUACCACAAAUGACGGAUUCGCGGCGGUUUGGCCUGGCCCAUUAGGCAAGGUCAAGGCGCUGCAGAAGUGGAGUGAGAAGCUGGCUGUUUUCAAGAACGUCUUGAUCAAAUACACCGAAGGUGAAGAUCGUCAUAAGAUGAUGCGUACAAUAGCCAAGGGAGAACAUCGAUGGUACAAGCGCCUCAACGUCGACAAAGGGCUUGAAGGCCUACCACUUGACAGCUGGGAGAAGGGACCAUGGACCAAUCCGCAAACGAAUGAAAGGAAAGAGGUUCCUGGAGGUAAAACGCUUUCCACUAUGGAGCAAGCAACGAACGCAUAUCUUGAGAGGAAUACGAUCGCCAGCCCAGGAGGCCUGACCGAGUACCAGCCUCCUAAGAUUGUUUUGCAACAGGUAGCGGAAAGGCUGGUGCGGCAUAGGAGGUUAAGGGAAGCAACGAAAGCGGACGACCCCAGGAGAUGGCAGACACAUAUGGGUCAAUGGCUUACCGGCGAGUUGAAGCCAGAGGACGCUAUGCGAGUCCCUAUUAAGCCAGAGCCUAGAAAGGGUUCGCGGGGCUUCGUCUCUGGGUCCCGCCCCAUAACGCCCAGCGGCAAAGCACCCGACAUUGCUUCGUGAAGUCCCAAGCUUCGCGGACAAUCCCGGACCAUCCCGCUGCCCAACUUUUAUCUUCUAUCUGGGGAAUUAUCAAAGACCUUUCCUGGCUGGGGGACUGCCACUCGCAAAGCCCCAAAUCACGUCCAGCAGUGCUAUCCUUCAAUCUCUCAGCCUUCCGCAGAGCAAAGUCUGCAGCAUCGGCAUUUCCUGUCAUUCCUACGUACGGCAUGCACCACCCCUGACCCUGCAAGGCGUAGCAUGGCAUAGCAUGGCAUUUUGGCGCACAUCAUCCUGAUUCUUCUCUGAGUUACCGCUUCGAAGCAUUUGUCAUCGCAUGUUAGCGUUGA
Alternaria alternata is the source of this 2252-nucleotide messenger RNA. Its product is annotated as FabD/lysophospholipase-like protein. Gene Ontology annotation, biological process: arachidonate metabolic process. Gene Ontology annotation, cellular component: membrane. The record is from RefSeq and is a predicted model, not a curated record. NCBI's taxonomy places the organism in Eukaryota, Fungi, Ascomycota, Dothideomycetes, Pleosporales, Pleosporaceae. The coding region runs from base 268 to 1926 and encodes 552 amino acids. The transcript is spliced from 3 exons.